ACCAACAUCAGCCACGAGCUUGGCACACUCGGACGCCAUGCAUUUUGGUCUCGUGGACGAAAUCAUCGUCCCCUCAUGCAUCAUCGGCCUACUGGCCGCCCUGGUGCAAUUUUUGAUCAUUAAAAAGAUCUCUUUGGACCCGGAGAAGCAGGAACUGUCCACUUCAUUGACGGGCGAAGUCCCUGAAAAAUUGGUGCCAGAGAUUUAUGCGAAGAUCAUGGAUGGUGCCAUCCAGUUUUUGAAGGUGGAGUAUGCAAUUUGCUGCCUUUUCUGCUUGGCGUUCUCUCUGGUGAUCUACUUCUUGGUGUCUUGGGGCACGCACAGCUCCACUCAGGGAGCCUUGACAGCAGGUGCCUUCUUGACAGGUGCCUUCACUUCCAUGUUGUGCGGUUUCCUUGGGAUGAUGAUUGCCACCUACUCCAACGCACGUACCACCUUGGCCUGUGCAAAGAAGGGCUACACCGAGGGCUUCAACACCGCCUUCCGGGGUGGAAGUGUCAUGGGCUACGCCUUGUGCUCUCUGGGUGUGUUUGUCCUUUGGUUGUUGCUGACCUUCUACCGCACCGUCUACCCUGAGGCAGACGACUGGGAGAUUCUCUUCGACUGCGCGGCAGGCUACGGCUUGGGCGGCAGCACUGUGGCCAUGUUCGGCCGCGUGGGCGGCGGCAUCUACACCAAGGCCGCGGAUGUGGGUGCGGACCUCUGCGGCAAGGUUGUGGCUGGCUUGGAUGAGGAUGAUCCCAACAACCCCGCCACCAUCGCGGACAACGUGGGCGACAAUGUGGGUGACAUCGCAGGGAUGGGAGCUGAUCUUUUUGGAUCCUUCGCUGAGAGCACCUGCGCUGCUUUGGUCAUCGCGGCUGCUGCCGUAGAGGGAUCUAAGCACACCUUGUCAGCUGCGGGCUGGGAUGCCAUGCUGUUCCCUGUGGCCAUUUCCGCUGCGGGCAUCGUGAUCUGCAUCCUCUGCGGCUUUGUGGCCACCAAUGUGGCACCCGUGAAGGUCGAGGCAGACAUCGAGCGUGUGCUGAAGGUUCAGAUGGUCCUGACGGCACUUUUGAUGUUGCCCGUGAUCUACUACCUGGCCGUGCUGCUGCUGCCGGCGCACUUCCGCUUGGAGGGUGUGAGACUCAACGAAGAUGGCAUUCAGGCCGAGAUCCAUGGCACGCCCUUCAAGGCCUUCAUUUGCGCCACCAUGGGCUGCGUCGGUGGUUUGAUCAUCGGCCUGGUGACCGAGUACUUCACAUCUCACUCCUUCAUCCCCACGCGUGAGUUGGCCUCGGCCUGCAAGUUCGGCACUGCUGUGAACAUCAUCCAGGGCCUGGCGCUGGGCUACAAGAGCUGCAUCAUCCCCGUUUUCGUGCUCUCCUCCGCCAUUUUUGUGUCUUUUCAGCUCUGCGAUCUCUACGGCAUUGCGCUGGCGGCCCUGGGCAUGUUGGCCACCUUGAGCUGCGGCUUGACCAUCGAUGGCUUCGGCCCGAUCAGCGACAACGCAGGCGGCAUCGCGGAGAUGGCGCUGUUCAACCCGGAGGUGCGUCGCCGCACCGAUGCCCUGGACGCGGCGGGCAACACCACCGCGGCCAUCGGCAAGGGCUUCGCCAUCGGCUCGGCAGCCCUGGUGUCCCUGGCUCUGUACGGCGCCUUCGUGAUCCGUCUGCGGGUGAAGACGGGCGUGAACAUCUUGGAGCCCACCACCUUCGCCUUCCUCAUCAUCGGCUGCAUGAUCCCCUACUGGUUCGCGGCCCUGACCAUGAAGUCCGUGGGAAAGGCUGCAGGUGAGAUGGUGGCAGAGGUCCAGCGCCAGUUCAGCAAGGUCGACUCCAAGGGCAAGACGCUGCUCACCGGAAGCACCGAGCUGAAGCCUGACAGCAAGACGUGCAUCCAGAUCUCCACGCAGGCCUCCAUCCGCGAGAUGGUGGCGCCGGCGUGCCUGGUGAUUCUGUCGCCGCUGGCGGCCGGGACAUUCUUCGGUGUUCAGGCGGUCUUCGGGCUGCUGACGGGGUCUCUGGGCUCCUCGGUGCAGUUGGCCAUCUCCAUGUCCAACUCCGGCGGUGCCUGGGACAACUGCAAGAAGUACAUCAAGAACGGCUUCUCCGAGGACGUGGAGUUGCGCUACACUAAGAACCCCCAGACUGAGGAGGAGAAGAAGGCGGCGCCCAAGGCUCGAGAGGCCCACGACGCUGCCGUGCAGGGCGACACCGUGGGAGAUCCCUUCAAGGACACCUCGGGCCCUGCACUGAACAUCGUGAUGAAGCUCCAAGCCAUCGUGUCCCUGGUCUUUGCGGCCUACUUCGCGGCCAUCAACCAUGGCCACGGAUUGAUCCAGGUGCAGUAAGUAAGGCAUCAACGGAUUCACAUGGAUUCAUGUGAUCCAGUGUGGCAUGUCAUUCAUGCCAUGUCGUUUUCUGCGGUAGACUGGGAGCUCAAGAUGGUGCAAAAGCCC
Molecule: messenger RNA, 2440 nt
Organism: Cladocopium goreaui
Lineage: Eukaryota; Dinophyceae; Suessiales; Symbiodiniaceae
Source: the annotation of a GenBank genome assembly